Messenger RNA from Ylistrum balloti, 1030 nucleotides. RefSeq names its product growth arrest and DNA damage-inducible protein GADD45 alpha-like. Bases 35 to 523 code for a protein of 162 amino acids. The record is from RefSeq and is a predicted model, not a curated record. The transcript has 6 exons. Gene Ontology annotation, cellular component: nucleus; cytoplasm. Gene Ontology annotation, biological process: regulation of cell cycle. Lineage: Eukaryota; Metazoa; Mollusca; Bivalvia; Pectinida; Pectinidae.
CCUAGGCGGAUUUCUAACUGCACUAUAACAAAUUAUGACUCUUCCCGAAGGCACGGAAGCUUCAGCUGCAGUUUGCACUAAGAAACCAAUGAAUUUCGGCAUGAUUGUCAGAGAUUUCCUGAUGCGAGCAUCCGAGGAGGACCGAAUUACAUUUGGAGUAUAUGGAUGUGCAAAGCUGAUGGAAGCGAACCCAGGUUCUGUAGGGCUGUGUGUCUUGGCCAAAGCUGUUCCAGCCGAUGUCUCUGUAGACAUACAAAACACCCUGAUGGAGGCUCACUGUGUGGAGCACAGCGUGCGUGUCCUUAAGGUUGAUAGCUCUGAAAAGCUCGAGAAAAUACUGUCAUUGCAUUACAAGAAGACUAAGGAGGGGACUCCUCCACAUCGCCCACCUGCAGAAUACACGUGCAUUCUUAUACAGCAUGCGCAGAAGCCCGUUCCGGCGGACGAGAUGUUGUUGGCCUGCUGUGACGACAUGAUGGCCGACGGUGUCAUGCUGCAUCACCCCUUACAGCUCCCAAUUUGAACGUCCCAAAUGUCAUCCACGCCAUAAUAUCUCAAAGGAACUGACGCUGGAGAUUUCGUCUCCAUGCUAUCUGUUACCCAAACUGAUCUCACCUGAAGGACAAACUUUUGGGUCAAAUGAAGUCCGAGCACGAGCCACUACAAUAGCUACCGCUGUUACACUACUUCCAGUACCUGUCCGACUGGUCAACUAGACAGGGACAGCUGGUCUCUAAACAACGUCGCGUGUAACAGUAUCCGGGGUACACCGGAAUGGCGAGUCGAGGUCAGCCAUCUGUUGUCGUUGGCACAAAUUCUGAUUCCUCCUCAUGCAUUUCAUCAACAGUAAAGAAAAACUGACCAGUAGCCAACCAACCGAAGAAUAAGGUCUCAAGUGCUUGGUGAAAAAUACCAACUGGAGCACCGCUAUCAUUCCAGGCAUACCCCUACCAAUACCGUCAGCAAAAGACACAUGUGAUUAUUAUAUAAUCAUUGUCAUCACAAAUUCAUUAUUCGUUAUUGAAUAAAA